AGGCAAAAUGGACUUCUCCAAACUCCCCAAAAUCCGUGAUGAGGACAGAGAGGCUUUUGUUGGCUAUGUUUAUGGAGUCUCAGGACCUGUGGUCACAGCCUGCAACAUGGCAGGUGCUGCCAUGUAUGAGCUGGUACGAGUAGGACACAGUGAACUGGUGGGGGAGAUUAUCCGGCUGGAAGGUGACCUGGCAACUGUCCAGGUGUAUGAAGAAACGUCUGGUGUCUCUGUAGGAGAUCCUGUGCUCCGUACUGGGAAGCCCCUAUCAGUGGAACUGGGGCCUGGCAUUAUGGGAGCUAUUUUUGAUGGUAUCCAGAGACCUCUCUCGGACAUCAGCACUCUGACCAAAAGUAUCUAUAUCCCCAGAGGUGUCAACGUCUCAGCUUUGAGCCGAGAUAUCAAAUGGGACUUCACACCUUCCAAAAAUCUGCGGGUUGGCAGCCACAUCACUGGUGGAGAUAUUUAUGGUGUGGUAAAUGAAAACUCCCUGAUCAAACACAAAAUCAUGCUGCCCCCACGGAAUAGGGGUACAGUUACAUACAUUGCUCCUCCAGGAAACUAUGACACUUCAGAUGUUGUGCUAGAGCUGGAGUUUGAAGGUGUGAAGGAGAAGUUCACUAUGGUGCAGGUGUGGCCUGUACGUCAAGUCCGCCCUGUCACCGAGAAGUUACCAGCCAAUCAUCCUUUAUUAACUGGCCAACGAGUCCUGGAUGCCCUCUUCCCGUGUGUACAAGGGGGUACAACAGCGAUUCCUGGGGCAUUUGGUUGUGGAAAGACUGUGAUCUCACAGUCUCUUUCAAAGUACUCCAACAGUGAUGUCAUCAUUUAUGUAGGCUGUGGAGAACGAGGAAAUGAAAUGUCUGAAGUACUGAGAGAUUUCCCUGAGUUAACAAUGGAAGUUGAUGGCAAGGUAGAAAGCAUCAUGAAGAGAACAGCUCUGGUAGCAAAUACUUCCAACAUGCCUGUGGCUGCCAGAGAAGCCUCCAUCUAUACUGGAAUCACCCUGUCCGAGUAUUUCCGGGAUAUGGGCUACCAUGUCAGUAUGAUGGCAGACUCUACUUCCCGAUGGGCUGAGGCCCUCAGGGAGAUCUCAGGGCGACUGGCUGAAAUGCCAGCUGACAGUGGUUAUCCAGCCUACCUCGGUGCCCGUCUGGCCUCUUUCUAUGAGCGAGCCGGGAGAGUGAAGUGUCUGGGAAAUCCUGAGAGGGAAGGCAGCGUCAGCAUUGUUGGAGCUGUCUCUCCCCCAGGUGGUGACUUCUCUGAUCCUGUUACAUCUGCUACCCUGGGCAUUGUUCAGGUUUUUUGGGGCCUGGAUAAGAAGCUGGCACAGCGCAAGCACUUCCCAUCUGUGAACUGGCUGAUCAGCUACAGCAAAUACACACGAGCCCUGGACGAGUACUACGACAAACAUUUCACAGAAUUUGUCCCUCUCAGGACAAAGGCCAAAGAGAUCCUACAGGAGGAAGAGGACCUUGCAGAGAUUGUGCAGCUUGUGGGGAAGGCUUCCUUGGCAGAAACAGAUAAAAUUACCUUGGAGGUUGCCAAGCUGAUAAAAGAUGACUUCUUGCAGCAGAAUGGUUACACGCCUUAUGACAGGUUCUGCCCUUUCUAUAAAACAGUGGGAAUGCUUUCCAACAUGAUUGCGUUUUAUGAUAUGGCACGCCGUGCUGUAGAAACCACAGCUCAGAGUGACAAUAAGAUCACGUGGUCUAUCAUCCGAGAGAACAUGAGUGAAAUCCUCUACAGACUUACCUCCAUGAAGUUCAAGGACCCCGUCAAAGAUGGUGAAACAAAAAUCAAGGCGGACUAUGCUCAGCUGUUUGAGGAUAUGCAGAAUGCAUUUCGCAGUCUGGAAGACUAGACUCGACCUCUGUGACCACUCCAGUUUGUCCUCUCAGUUCCUCAUCUCAGCUCCUCUGCUUCCCUACCUUACAAGAAUGAUGCAACAGUACUUGAGUUGAUAAAUAACCGUAUGUUUCCCCUGUUCAUACUCAGAGAGUGUCUUUACAAAAAACAUUCCUCUUAGUUUGUAUUUGGCAUUGCUUUGUGCGUCUGAAGUGGUGAGUGAUGUGUGAAUGGGCCUGGCUGAGUGAGGAAAUGCUGUUGUACACUUCUAGGGUGGGAAAAAUUUCACCUUUCCUCUCCCAGCUCUCCUGGUAACCAGUCUUUCACCUCAGGGUGUAACCAGUUGAGCUGCACUGGCAGAGGAGGUGUAGAUCUUCAUGCAGUCAUGCGGUACAUUGCGAGCUGGCAGUGGGAAGGGCAUUUACACCUGGCAUUUUGCUAAGUGACUAUCAGACGUCGAACUCCCUGUUCUCAAACAGAAUUUUUGACCAUAUUCUGAUGACAUUUGAUACAACCAAAAAUUCUUCACACUUUAUCAUUUCUGAGUCUCUCAGCUGAGUCUUUUGGUAUUGAAAUGUGGUAGUUCUGGUCCUCUCCAAGAAGGGACUAACUAGAAGGUGAGCAUAUACAAGCGACUGGUAUAAUUUUGUACACUGGAGAAAUACAAUUUUAUCUUCCUACUUAAUACAGAUAGGACUGUUGGACUCAGCAUCAGCUAAAAUCAAAGCCAUAGGUGCUCGGCUUCCAGCAGAAUUUUACCUUCUUGGCUCCCAUUCAUCCCGUAAAAUUUCCUGACACUCAGCUGCUUUACUUUGUGAAGCUUGUGACUGCCGCCAUGUACUGCAGGGCAUGGUUGGCAAGGUACAGCGAUGCCACACGUGCUGACCACAGCGUGGUCCUUCCUUGGCGGUGCUCUGCCAGUGCAGUUGCCCCCAGUGCAAUGCCCAGGUUAUGCCAAGGAAAGGAAAGCGCGUGCUUAGCCUUCUUCCUCCACCUGUGCUCACAUGGCCUGUUGGGUGAUGGCACAGAAGGCCCCCAGCUCUGGUGUAAGAGGAAUGUAUGAUGCUCAGCUGGGGGCGGGGGAUGCAUGGGGGAAGGUUGACGAGUACAAAAUGUAUUUACUCCUGCCUUGUUGAUUACGAUUCAAGAGAAACCAGUGGCUCUGGUGUUCUGCUCUGUGCUCUGGAAGCGCUCUGUCAAGCAGCUGAAACUGCUGUCUCUUGGGCUUUUUUAUUGGUAAAACUAGACUGAGAUGAGGAAUGAGCAGAGUGCAGCCUUUCUGUCAAACUCCCCGAGACCAGCACUCAUCCCAUUGCUCCGGAGUGCAAGAGAGAGAGAUGCUGGCAUCCUCUCCAGUCUCUCCCUCUCGAUUGUGUCUGGUGGCAUCCUGUGCCACCUACUGCUUUGUUAGUCCUGAGACAGCACCUGUUGUUGGUGACACCGUGCCUACGUGAGCGUUAAUUCUGCACUGAAGUAUUUCCACCGGCGCCAGCUUUGAACAGUAGUGAUGCAAAGGGAUCUUGUGCUACGGACCAAAUGCUGCCACUUCCAUUAUGGUAUCAACCCACUGUUUGUCAGGGGAGAGCCCAGCUGAAACUUAGAGGGAUUGACUAUUUUUGGUUCUCCCGAAAAGAAACUGCUCCUCCAGCUGAUAUUCUGGUAGUGAACGCUUAAGUUUACAGCUCACUAAACUUUUGGUGUAUGCUGCUUAUUUUAUCAAUGAGCAUGUGUGAAUGAGUAGUCACCAUCCAAGCCCUUGCUGGGCUCAUCGUUUGUACCCUUCACCACUGUACAAUGUAGCAUUUCAUGCUAGAAACCAGAUGUUCUUAUCUCUUUAAAUAGAGGAUGUUAUAAACUUUACAGAAGAUGUCUAAGAUAAUGCAGUUCUAAUAUUUAUUGUGCUGUACCUGGCCCUGAAGUGUGACCAGUUCAAAGUUUCAUAUAUAUUUUUGUCCUUUUUGUUUUGUGUCUGUUUUCAGUGUUGAGAUUCUGAUGUUCACUGUGUCCUGCAAGUCUUCCUUCCACAGCUAUGGGAGGAAUUACAACAUGGGCAGAACCCCACCACCUACUUUAUCUUGUAUAUUUCAUAAUGUAUGUUGCUGGAAAUUGUGUAAAAAAAUAAAUUAAAAAAAAUUGUUCAAGUCAAUGAAAAUAAAAUUGAUUUAAAUUA
Molecule: messenger RNA, 4015 nt
Organism: Parus major (Great Tit)
Lineage: Eukaryota; Metazoa; Chordata; Aves; Passeriformes; Paridae
Gene: ATP6V1A
Product: ATPase H+ transporting V1 subunit A
Exons: 14
Coding region: 8-1861 (617 amino acids)
Biological process (GO): proton transmembrane transport; ATP metabolic process
Cellular component (GO): lysosomal membrane; proton-transporting V-type ATPase, V1 domain
Molecular function (GO): ATP binding; ATP hydrolysis activity; proton-transporting ATPase activity, rotational mechanism
Source: RefSeq, a predicted model, not a curated record